Messenger RNA from Daphnia magna, 1526 nucleotides. Its product is annotated as lactosylceramide 1,3-N-acetyl-beta-D-glucosaminyltransferase A-like. Gene Ontology annotation, cellular component: membrane. Gene Ontology annotation, molecular function: hexosyltransferase activity. The coding region runs from base 1 to 1488 and encodes 495 amino acids. NCBI's taxonomy places the organism in Eukaryota, Metazoa, Arthropoda, Branchiopoda, Diplostraca, Daphniidae. The transcript has 2 exons. The record is from RefSeq and is a predicted model, not a curated record.
AUGAUUGACGACAGGUGGCCGAGAACGAUGUUUACACUUGACGUCAAUGGUACGGAUCCAGCUGAUGGAGGUCUGGCACGUAUAUCCGUUUACGUAACGUUGUGCAGUCACUUCCGUUUCAAUACCGUCGAUAUUGAUUUUCACGCAUAUUUAUUAGACGCUGACGAUACAGUUGAACAGAAGGUAAAUGACGAACGAAUACGGGGGUUGUAUUUCGUCGCCAUGCCGUUGCUCAACACAGUCAUGAAAUGUUUUCUAAUCUCCAGUGCUACGCUGACUGUUUUUUAUUUCUAUUUGUUUUCAUUUCGUAAUUUCGACAGCGAAAAAAAUCACGUUUGGUUUCUAAUUGAUCCCGCCGAUCCGUUAGAUAACCAAAAAUCGAAAGUGGUGGAACAUUUGUCACAUGCCGUAGGGGAAUUCAGCGACGUCGACGCGUACGUUCGCUACAUGACGUCCUUUUUGGCUUUGAAACCGGUUGGCGAUUCCCCUGCGUUGAAACCGGAAUUCGGACCUGUGAUAAAUGUCGUGGGUUUCCAGUACUCGAUCAACCCGUCAGUCCAUCGUUGCGAGAAGGUGAACCUUUUUAUCAUCGUGAUUAGCGCACCAGGAAAUUUCGUGCAUCGUAAACUGGUCCGAAGGACGUGGGGCUCUCAUUUGAAUCGGGGUAACCACCGCGAACAAUCGUCAACUCAAUUCGCUUUUCUAAUCGGCUUGACUAACGACACGACUGUCCAAAAUGCCAUUCGUAAUGAGAGUAUCAUCCACGAGGAUUUGAUUCAGGUGGAUCUAAUGGAUUCGUACAUGAACUUGACUUUGAAAACAGUUGCUAUGCUGCACUGGUCUUUUCAUUUCUGCCCGAAUGCCAAGUUUAUCCUCAAAUGCGAUGACGAUGUUUACAUUAACGUGCGUCAGUUGAUCACCCUCGUCAGCCGAUUACCUUUGAAUAGUUCCACCAUCUACGGCUCGGCCGUAACUAAUUUGAAGCCUACCAGACCCCGAGAGGUCGAUGCCAUAUCUCUAGUAGUGGACGAGGACGAGAUAAAAUGGGCCAUUAGUGAGCAAUUGUGGCCGUGGUCGACGUAUCCGACGUACGUCUCGGGCGGAUGUUACCUCAUCGACUCGGCCGCUAUCGGUCCGCUAUUAGCGGCGGCUCAAACGACGCCCUAUUUCCCGUUUGAGGAUCUCUACGUGAAUGGACUGUGCGCCAGGAAAGCCAACGUUCACGUUUUAGCGUCUGACAGAAUGCUCGGCGCAGUACUUGACGUCGUCGAAGACUUGCUGGAUGAAGAUUGGUGGUUGACGAAGAAUUUCGUGGCGUGGCUCACCUCGUCAGCAGAUGAAAUGAUCGCAUCUCAUCUUGCCACUCAAGUUUACUUCACUCACGAUUGUAGAGCUGGAAGAAAUCGAAAAGAUGUGCGAAUACCCCAUUUCAACUGGUCUCACAUUUUAAUAGAAGCACCCACAGAAGAAGAAACGAUUGCUGUUUAAUGAUGUAGCGAAUAAAGAUAUUUAUUUGUCGCAGGGAA